AUGGCAGACACAACAAAAGGUCAAGCCAGUCCGAAUGUCCAUUUUUUCCACAUAACUCCUCCUGGUGCCCGUAAUAGCAAAUGCCGAGUUAAAGAAAAGCAGGACACAUUGUGGUUCACGAUUACUCGAGAAUUUCUGUUGCCGACUGCGGUCGAGAAAGACAAAAUUAAGGCCCGUUAUGAGAAUGGAGUAUUAAUUAUAAAUGUUCCUAAAUCCUUAAAAAGUAAAGCCCAUCAGGUUAAUAUUGAUAUAAAUCAAAGCAAUAAUCUAAUCAAAAUCGAAAUUGAUGAGGUAGAUUUUCCGACUGGUAAUGGUGAUGAAAAGGCCAAAAUUACAGAAAUAUUGUUUUCUGGACAAGAAAAAGAUAAAUUAAAAGACACUUUCCAAGACAGAAAAACUUAUCAAAUGACUUUUGAUAGUUCCAAGGUGGAAGAUGACCGACAUCCGACCAUGAUUCAGAAUACUGCUAGUGCAGGCGGAUUUUCUGCAAGUAAAGCACCAGACAAAUUACCUAAUAAAUUAGUUUUGGAAACGGAUAAAUUAAGAAUAGUUUACAAUAGCCAUAAUGAUACUAUUAAAGUUAGCGAACAAGGAAGCGCUAACACAGGUUCUUGGAAUUCAACAGCUUCUUCGGGUGAUGGAUCUAAUGUUAAAAAAGAAUCAAGCGAAGGGACGGAGAAUGAACCACAAUCAACAAGCAAUACAUCCAAUACUAAUCAAGCCGAUAGUGGAAAUAGUGGCGGAAAUUCUGAAGAAGAUCAAAAUACUUUUUCUAACAAUACUGAUACUUCUGACUCUGACCAAAAUACCAAUAAGACUCCUCCGCCACAACCGGCUCCCAGCCAACCAACUCAAGAGGAAAUUAAUAAUUCCAGUGAAAAAUUGAAACAAGCUACUCAAAAUGGUAAUAAAGAUGAAUUAUCCGAAUCUAUAAAGAAAAAUCAGGAAUUAGAAGACAAAGGCGCUUCGAAAUCACCCGAAAACGAACAAGCCGAGAAAGCCGCUCGGGAAAAGUUAGCCCAACAAGAUAAAAAAAAAUAUUGCCAAACAAUUUUCGAAGCAACCGAAAAUAAAUUGAAAAAUAAUGGUAUUAAUGUUGAUCAAUUAGACGCGGAGUCAAAAUCCGAAUUUGAGAAAUUAAAGAAUAAGGAAAUCACUGAAAAAUCCAAAGUUGACGAAGCCGAAAAGAAAAUAGUUAAAAAUGUCUAUGAGAAAGCCGCUGCUAAAAAACUGACUAACUUGGAAAAUAAAGCUAACGAAGCCAUAAAAAACAAGAACGAACAAAAAAUGAAAGAAGUAAAGCAAGAGUUAACUCAACUUAUCAACAAUUCUAAUUAUCAAUCAAAAAAAACCGCGGCCGAAGCGUUACAGAAAAAAUUAGAGGCGGCUCUGAAACAAAACACAUCAACGGAUAAAAAUGAUGAUAUUCCGUGA
Molecule: messenger RNA, 1434 nt
Organism: Ambispora gerdemannii
Lineage: Eukaryota; Fungi; Glomeromycota; Glomeromycetes; Archaeosporales; Ambisporaceae
Source: the annotation of a GenBank genome assembly